UAUGGGCUGUGGGCCCAGGAACCCUUCCAUACCCUCCUGCCUUGGUUGAAGACCCAUUUCGUGCUGCCAUCCAAUGCCUAACUGCUAAUUUCAUUGGGAGAUAGAAUCACAUGACUUGCAUAUAUUCUUGAUUAAUUUAAUGUGAUUUAAAAAUAUCCUGUAUUCCUGCCUCUCCAUCAAGUUUUCCAAAUUCUUGUCAUUUCUAAAUGGAGAAUGGAGUAACUCAACAAAGUCAGAGAGGGCUUUUUUGUUUGGCUCUUUGCCAAAAUGCCUAUAGGUUAGAGGGUUACACAAAAAAUCUACUUUACAGCAGUUUUAUGUUAAGUAGCUGUGGAUUGCUAUUUGUCAAACAUCAGAAGCAAUUUUAUUUUGGGGAAUAGAAAGAGAAUUGCUCUGUAUGUUAGCAGGGACAGAAAAUAUGCUUCUGAUUAAUGGGAUUGCAGGCAGUCAUUAGAAGGAUUGAAAGACUGGAGAAAAAUUCCUUAAACAAAAUUUUGAACUUUUGCAUAUGAUAUUAUAUAAGAGUAAGUUAGUUUACUUGUUCGUAGGAUUCCUUUAUACCCUUUGUUACAAUAACUUAUGCAUGCACUAGCUUGGAGCCUAUAUCACAAAACCGCCUUGGUUAUUUGAAAAUAUUACAUUGUAGAUAAUGUUAUCUACAUAUAAAAAGCCUUUGCUAUGUGAAUAAUCAUGUCAGAACUGGGUAAAAAUAGUUUAGUGGGCAGGUAUAUGUAGUGAAAGAGAAUAGAGGCAUGAUAGAGUGAAUCUGAGGAAAAAUCAUGUUGAUUUGGAUAGUUUAGGCUCCAGGUCGAUCUCGGUAGGGGUGGUGGUUACACAGGUAUUGCCAGAUACCUCAGGCUGCUGGGUCUUCUGCAGUACUGUGAAGAAUUUGAGGAUGAGAGAAAAGAGAACUUCCCAGUCCUCUAGAUGUGACAGUCCUUGUGGCAGUGCCAUAUCCCCCCAAGGAGGAGCUGGGUUAUUGGAAAUUGUUCAGUGGAGGGGCCUGGGAUAGUGGCAGGAGGCAGAGGUGCUAAGAAGGAUACAGGUGGCAGAAGCGAAGCUCAUAGAGCAGAAAUAGGCAGGAUUCCAGAAGUGGGCAGCCUUCCAGAAGUGGUGUGCCCAGUAUGCUUUUAUUCACUAGUUUAUGGACUUCUGUCACAGGGACACAUUUUAAUGAAGUCUCUUUGGAAGAAAAUUUGCAUGGCUGAGAUGCUGGGUUUUGGAGUUGAUGGAACUGCCGAGUUAAAAUAGCUUUUUUGUGUGUGCAGGUAGUGUGAAAGAGCCACAUACACUAUCAGUAAAGCCGCUGUCUGAGAGAGUUAAAGAGGCAGACAGACAGUUAAGGUUAAUUGGAGUGAUCAGCUUGUGCAGGCCAGGAACCUGCAUCAUCCACACCAAAGCAAGUUGAGUUCAGGCAGUAGAUGCUAGAGGUGUUAAAAAUGGGACUUAUGGAGCUAGACUGCCUGGAUCUGAAUUCUAGUUCCUCUUCGCAAUUGCUAAGUAUUAUCGUGACAGAGAUAUUCUCUGUCCUAUGUUAAGUGAGACUACUGAUAGUACCUGUUUUUAUAUAGUUAUCUACACACACACACACACAUACAUAUAUGACUAUAUAUAUAUAUGACUAUAUAUAACUAUAUAUAGUCAGCAUCAUCAUAUCAUCUAAUACUAAUUGGGAGCUAUAUGUGUACAGACUCAAUCAUCAUCAUCAUCAUCAUCAUCAUCAUCAUCAUCAUCAUCACCACCCAAUACUUAACCGGAGUUUUAUGUGGAUUAACCCAUUCAGUCCUCAAGAAUGACAGACGUCAAAAUGGACAUGGCAGUCAGGAGAAAGUGUACAAUGUGCAAAAGAGUAGGGGUGGCUGCCUUCUCUGUCUAGCUAAGGGCUCUCUACAUCUUAUCACCAUGCGGUCCAGUCCCCACCCCAGUGACUUGACUGCUCUCCUUUUUUUUUUUUUUUUUUUCUCACAACAUUGCCCUCAGACCACUUAAUUGACACUGACUAAUGGCUGGCCUUGAAUUAACGUCUGCAUCAAUGGAUGGAUGCCCUGUUUGUAUCCAUCUUCCUGGCCUUACUUUGGGGUCUCAGAAGACAGAAAUGGUGUGUUCUAUUUACCAUCCUAGAGUCAUAGAAGAUUUGUGGUUCUUUUUAUCAGAUGAGGACCCAGAAUUCUGCACAGGAUUCUUCUUACCCACAAGGUGAAGCUUGUGUGUGGAGUGCCACGGUACAAUCAGACGACAGAUGGACAGUGUGACAAAAGUGUCAGAAAGGAUUGGGCCUCGCUGUGAGAGUCAGCCUGGAUUCAAAGUGUUGACAAGUUGCUGAAAAGGAAGCCAGUGAGAGGACUGUGGCAUGCAGAGGAAGUGGAGCCCUGUCUUCGGUCACACCAUUGAUGGAGGACAGAUGGACAGCCGUAUGGCCAGUCACCUCUCCUCUUAAACCUUUGGAGAGUGGUCCUUUGUCCUCUGCUGGACACAUAAUAGGAAUUCUAACACACUCUCUGAAUUCACUUUUCAUAAAAACGUAAAAUCAGACUGCUCUGUACAACCAGGCUCAACUGUUGCAUGGUAGCAGAUUUGCAAACAUGAGUGCUGAGGGGUACCAGUACAGAGCGCUGUAUGAUUAUAAAAAGGAAAGAGAAGAAGAUAUUGACUUGCACUUGGGUGACAUAUUGACUGUGAAUAAAGGGUCCUUAGUAGCUCUUGGAUUCAGUGAUGGACAGGAAGCCAGGCCUGAAGAAAUUGGCUGGUUAAAUGGCUAUAAUGAAACCACAGGGGAAAGGGGGGACUUUCCGGGAACUUAUGUAGAAUAUAUUGGAAGGAAAAAAAUCUCGCCUCCCACACCAAAGCCCCGGCCACCUCGGCCUCUUCCUGUUGCACCAGGUUCUUUGAAAACUGAAGCAGAUGUUGAACAACAAGCUUUGACUCUCCCGGAUCUUGCAGAGCAGUUUGCCCCUCCUGACAUUGCCCCGCCUCUUCUUAUCAAGCUCCUGGAAGCCAUUGAAAAGAAAGGUCUGGAAUGUUCAACUCUAUACAGAACACAGAGCUCCAGCAACCUGGCAGAAUUACGACAGCUUCUUGAUUGUGAUACACCCUCCGUGGACUUGGAAAUGAUCGAUGUGCACGUUUUGGCUGACGCUUUCAAACGCUAUCUCCUGGACUUACCAAAUCCUGUCAUUCCAGCAGCCGUUUACAGUGAAAUGAUUUCUUUAGCUCCAGAAGUACAAAGCUCUGAAGAAUAUAUUCAGCUAUUGAAGAAACUUAUUAGGUCGCCUAGCAUACCUCAUCAGUAUUGGCUUACGCUUCAGUAUUUGUUAAAACAUUUCUUCAAGCUCUCUCAAACCUCCAGCAAAAAUCUGUUGAAUGCAAGAGUACUCUCUGAAAUUUUCAGCCCUAUGCUUUUCAGAUUCUCAGCAGCCAGCUCUGAUAAUACUGAAAACCUCAUAAAAGUUAUAGAAAUUUUAAUCUCAACUGAAUGGAAUGAACGACAGCCUGCACCAGCACUGCCUCCUAAACCACCAAAACCCACUACUGUAGCCAACAACGGUAUGAAUAACAAUAUGUCCUUACAAGAUGCUGAAUGGUACUGGGGAGAUAUCUCGAGGGAAGAAGUGAAUGAAAAACUUCGAGACACAGCAGACGGGACCUUUUUGGUACGAGAUGCGUCUACUAAAAUGCAUGGUGAUUAUACUCUUACACUAAGGAAAGGGGGAAAUAACAAAUUAAUCAAAAUAUUUCAUCGAGAUGGGAAAUAUGGCUUCUCUGACCCAUUAACCUUCAAUUCUGUGGUUGAAUUAAUAAACCACUACCGGAAUGAAUCUCUAGCUCAGUAUAAUCCCAAAUUGGAUGUGAAAUUACUUUAUCCAGUAUCCAAAUACCAACAGGAUCAAGUUGUCAAAGAAGAUAAUAUUGAAGCUGUAGGGAAAAAAUUACAUGAAUAUAACACUCAGUUUCAAGAAAAAAGUCGAGAAUAUGAUAGAUUAUAUGAAGAAUAUACCCGCACAUCCCAGGAAAUCCAAAUGAAAAGGACAGCUAUUGAAGCAUUUAAUGAAACCAUAAAGAUAUUUGAAGAACAGUGCCAGACCCAAGAGCGGUACAGCAAAGAAUACAUAGAAAAGUUUAAACGUGAAGGCAAUGAGAAAGAAAUACAAAGGAUUAUGCAUAAUUAUGAUAAGUUGAAGUCUCGAAUCAGUGAAAUUAUUGACAGUAGAAGAAGAUUGGAAGAAGACUUGAAGAAGCAGGCAGCUGAGUAUCGAGAAAUUGACAAACGUAUGAACAGCAUUAAACCAGACCUUAUCCAGCUGAGAAAGACGAGAGACCAAUACUUGAUGUGGUUGACUCAAAAAGGUGUUCGGCAAAAGAAGUUGAACGAGUGGUUGGGCAAUGAAAACACUGAAGACCAAUAUUCACUGGUGGAAGAUGAUGAAGAUUUGCCCCAUCAUGAUGAGAAGACAUGGAAUGUUGGAAGCAGCAACCGAAACAAAGCUGAAAACCUGUUGCGAGGGAAGCGAGAUGGCACUUUUCUUGUCCGGGAGAGCAGUAAACAGGGCUGCUACGCCUGCUCUGUAGUGGUGGACGGCGAAGUAAAGCAUUGUGUCAUAAACAAAACAGCAACUGGCUAUGGCUUUGCCGAGCCCUAUAACUUGUACAGCUCUCUGAAAGAACUGGUGCUACAUUACCAACACACCUCCCUCGUGCAGCACAACGACUCCCUCAAUGUCACACUAGCCUACCCAGUAUAUGCACAGCAGAGGCGAUGAAGCGCUUACUCUUUGAUCCUUCUCCUGAAGUUCAGCCACCCUGAGGCCUCUGGAAAGCAAAGGGCUCCUCUCCAGUCUGAUCUGUGAAUUGAGCUGCAGAAACGAAGCCAUCUUUCUUUGGAUGGGACUAGAGCUUUCUUUCACAAAAAAGAAGUAGGGGAAGACAUGCAGCCUAGGGCUGUAUGAUGACCACACGUUCCUAAGCUGGAGUGCUUAUCCCUUCUUUUUCUUUUUUUCUUUGGUUUAAUUUAAAGCCACAACCACAUACAACACAAAGAGAAAAAGAAAUGCAAAAAUCUCUGCGUGCAGGGACAAAGAGGCCUUUAACCAUGGUGCUUGUUAAUGCUUUCUGAAGCUUUACCAGCUGAAAGUUGGGACUCUGGAGAGCGGAGGAGAGAGAGGCAGAAGAACCCUGGCCUGAGAAGGUUCGGUCCAGCCUGGUUUAGCCUGGAUGUUGCUGUGCACGGUGGACCCAGACACAUCGCACUGUGGAUUAUUUCAUUUUGUAACAAAUGAACGAUAUGUAGCAGAAAGGCACGUCCACUCACAAGGGACGCUUUGGGAGAAUGUCAGUUCAUGUAUGUUCAGAAGAAAUUCUGUCAUAGAAAGUGCCAGAAAGUGUUUAACUUGUCAAAAAACAAAAACCCAGCAACAGAAAAAUGGGGUUUGGAAAACAGGACUUAAAAUGACAUUCAGUAUAUAAAAUAUGUACAUAAUAUUGGAUGACUAACUAUCAAAUAGAUGGAUUUGUAUCAAUACCAAAUAGCUUCUGUUUUGUUUUGCUGAAGGCUAAAUUCACAGCGCUAUGCAAUUCUUAAUUUUCAUUAAGUUGUUAUUUCAGUUUUAAAUGUACCUUCAGAAUAAGCUUCCCCACCCCAGUUUUUGUUGCUUGAAAAUAUUGUUGUCCCGGAUUUUUGUUAAUAUUCAUUUUUGUUAUCCUUUUUUAAAAGUAAAUGUACAGGAUGCCAGUAAAAAAAAAAAUGGCUUCAGAAUUAAAACUAUGAAAUAUUUUACAGUUUUUCUUGUACAGAGUACUUGGCUGUUAGCCCAAGGUUAAAAAGUUCAUAACAGAUUUUUUUUGGACUGUUUUGUUGGGCAGUGCCUGAUAAGCUUCAAAGCUGCUUUAUUCAAUAAAAAAAAGAAAUGAAAAA
Messenger RNA from Gorilla gorilla gorilla (western lowland gorilla), 5908 nucleotides. It is a transcript of the gene PIK3R1, whose product is annotated as phosphoinositide-3-kinase regulatory subunit 1. Bases 2583 to 4757 code for a protein of 724 amino acids. NCBI's taxonomy places the organism in Eukaryota, Metazoa, Chordata, Mammalia, Primates, Hominidae. The transcript is spliced from 16 exons. Gene Ontology annotation, molecular function: protein binding; 1-phosphatidylinositol-3-kinase regulator activity. Gene Ontology annotation, biological process: insulin receptor signaling pathway; phosphatidylinositol phosphate biosynthetic process. The record is from RefSeq and is a predicted model, not a curated record. Gene Ontology annotation, cellular component: phosphatidylinositol 3-kinase complex.